Messenger RNA from Heterotrigona itama, 423 nucleotides. NCBI's taxonomy places the organism in Eukaryota, Metazoa, Arthropoda, Insecta, Hymenoptera, Apidae. The record is from the annotation of a GenBank genome assembly.
AUGUUAACGAAAUUUCUUUCCUUGGUAAUCCGAUUUAGCGGUUCCUCCCACUGUACCGUUGAGGGUAGUGUUAGACCACUUGCAUUUAUAUGCUCGAACCUCGAUUUGACACAUGACUGCGAAAUUUCGAGACUUGACUCUAGUACAACGUUACCAUCAACGACACAGUGGGGUUCUGCAGAACCGCUGAGUCGGAUUACCAAGGACGCUAGUCUACAAGUAUCUCACCUCGUCCUUUCGGACGAGGCUGCAGUUCCCCGAUUCGGCACAAGUGCCAAAUCGAGGUUCGAGCACUUAGAGACAAGUAGACUAACGCUACCCCCAACGACACAGUGCGGUUCCACAAAACUGUUGCGUCGGAUUACCAAGGACGCCAGACCACAAGAAUCUCACCCCGUCCUUUCGGACGUGGCUGCAGUUCCC